Dicentrarchus labrax (European seabass) is the source of this 4998-nucleotide messenger RNA. RefSeq names its product calcium channel, voltage-dependent, beta 2a (gene cacnb2a). Gene Ontology annotation, cellular component: voltage-gated calcium channel complex. Gene Ontology annotation, biological process: chemical synaptic transmission; neuromuscular junction development; regulation of voltage-gated calcium channel activity. The transcript is spliced from 13 exons. Gene Ontology annotation, molecular function: protein binding; high voltage-gated calcium channel activity. The record is from RefSeq and is a predicted model, not a curated record. NCBI's taxonomy places the organism in Eukaryota, Metazoa, Chordata, Actinopteri, Moronidae. Bases 700 to 2823 code for a protein of 707 amino acids.
GGACAAACAUUGACAGGCUGAGACACACAGAGAGUGAGAAGGAGGGAGCUUGCAGCACCUGAGAGGCAGCAGCUUCAUUAGCAUCAGGAGGAGAGUCGCUCACAGGCAGCCACGCCAGGACUCGUGUAGAUAAAUUGCUGUUAUCCACCGCUUGUGGAGCAGCUACAGGGGGAGGCUACAGCGGAGGAGGAGAACGAGGCUGGAGCCAAAGCUUGAAUGAGAGAAUGAGAAGCAUCGCUGCCACCUGACUCAUACGGGGAGUCAGCCUCAGCACCUGCAGCGGCAGUCUGAGCACUCCGGCUAUCAAGGAGACUGGGGCAGACGGGGAGAGAGCUGCUGAGAUUAUGCGCGGGGCAGAGAGCUCCUGUGGAUUCCCCAUCUUUGGCAACAGCAGCAGCAGCAGGAGGAGCAGGAGCUGUGGCUCUACAGAUAACAGCAGAGCUAGCUGGAGCUGCAGCAAAACAAGGAGCCCUCACUCCAAAGCAAUUUAUUUAUCCAGAGAUGAAGGUAGCAUUUACAGCCAAAGUGUAACAGGAACCAGCUGCAGAUGCUGCCACAGUGUUGAAUGUACCUGUAGCCCGAGCAGUGACGGUCGCUGCAGCGCUGGUGUCAAGGUGACCACAGCAGUGCAGUUAGGUGUAGUUGUAGCUGUAGCAGGGGGGGGCAGUGGCUCAGGACACUGAAUGACCAGUGUGGCUGAUGAAGGCCACCUGGAUCCGCUUGCUGAAACGAGCCAAGGGAGGUCGCGUCAAGAGCUCUGAUGCCUGUGGUUCGGCCGACUCCUACACCAGCCGUCCAUCAGACUCCGAUGUGUCCCUGGAGGAGGAUAAGGAGGCAGUGCGCAGAGAGGCAGAGCGACAGGCUCAGGCACAGCUCGACAAGGCCAAGACCAAACCAGUUGCAUUUGCUGUUCGCACAAAUGUCAACUACAGCCCGAGUCACGAUGAUGACGUCCCCGUGCCAGGCAUGGCCGUCUCCUUUGAGGCCAAAGACUUCCUCCAUGUCAAAGAGAAAUUCAACAACGACUGGUGGAUAGGACGCCUGGUGAAGGAAGGCUGUGAAAUCGGUUUCAUCCCCAGUCCUGUGAAGAUUGAAAACACUCGUAUCCUCCAGGAGCAGAGAGCCAAACAGGGCAAGUUCCACUCCAGUAAAUUGGGAGCAAACUCAUCUUCUAGUUUAGGUGAAGUGGUUCCUAACUCACGGAAAUCUACUCCUCCUUCGUCUGCCAUUGAUAUAGACGCCACAGACUUAGACCCCGAGGACAAUGAGCUUCCAGUCAACCUGCGCUCCCCUAAAGCCAGUCCAAACACUGUCAUGUCACCCCUAGCAAAAGAGAAACGAAUGCCCUUCUUUAAGAAGACGGAACACAUUCCUCCGUACGACGUUGUGCCUUCCAUGCGGCCCGUGGUUCUGGUUGGACCGUCACUGAAGGGCUACGAGGUGACAGACAUGAUGCAAAAAGCACUGUUUGACUUUUUGAAACACAGAUUCGAGGGAAGAAUAUCAAUCACACGCGUCACGGCAGACAUCUCUCUUGCCAAACGCUCAGUCCUGAACAAUCCCAGCAAGCACGCCAUCAUCGAGCGCUCCAACACACGCUCAAACUUGGCUGAAGUCCAGAGUGAGAUUGAGCGGAUAUUCGAACUGGCCCGCACGUUACAGCUGGUAGUCCUGGACGCCGACACCAUCAACCACCCGUCACAGCUGGGGAAGACUUCCCUCGCCCCCAUCAUCGUCUACGUCAAGAUCACCUCUCCCAAGGUGCUGCAGAGGCUCAUCAAGUCCAGAGGCAAGUCUCAGGCCAAACACCUCAAUGUCCAGAUGGUGGCCGCAGACAAGCUGGCUCAGUGCCCUCCUGAGAUGUUUGACAUCAUCCUAGAUGAGAACCAGCUGGAGGACGCAUGCGAGCAUAUGGCAGAUUACCUGGAGGCCUACUGGAAAAGCACUCACCCCACCAGCUGCAACCCCCCCAACCCAGUGCUAACAAAGCUGCCCACAGCCACCCUGCCCUCCAGCCCAGCCCCGGUCUCCGGCCAGCAGGGCAGCGGUGCGGAGCAGAAAGGAGAUAAAGCAUUAGUGGAGAGAAAAGGCUCCAGAGAGGAUCACCAGCAGCAGCAGCAGCACCACCAUCACCACCACCACCACCACCACCAGAGCCAGGACCAGGCCGACGCCGACGCCGAGGCUGAGGGGGAGGGCAACGAGGAGGAGAGGCCUCUGAGGACAGAGUCCUCCAGGAGAGCCCAGCACAUCCACCACCGUUCGUCUUCCACCAGGACUGAGCACCACAACCACCAUCACCACCACCACCACAGCAGUCGAGCCCGGGGCCUCUCCGGGCAGGACACUUUGGACUCGGAGACCCCUGAGAGCAGAGAGAGCCGAGAGAGCAAGGACUCGGCUUAUAUCGAGCCACGCUCUCAGCUCCUCCACCGGGAAGAAGAGGAAGAGGAGGAGGAGGAGGAGGAGGAGGAAGAAGAGGAGGAGGAGGAGGAGGAUGAGGAUCUAGGGGAGGGGCACCCCCAGCAGCAACAGCGUUACGAGCCACUGCCCCACCGGGACCACAACCACCAUCACCACCACCACCAUCACCGCGGUGGGGCGGAGGAGGCCGGCCACAGCACGGGACACCACCGCUCGAAGGAGCGCGAGCAGGACCAUAACGAACGGAACAAGCAGCGCUCGCACCACCACCGGCCGGCACGCGACCACCACCACCACUACUACGACCGGGACAGAGACAGGGACCGAGAGGGGGAGGUGGCUCCCAAAAAGAGGGGCGACGCGGGGGAAUGGGCCAGAGACUCCUACAUCCACCAGUGACAGACCAAAUCCCUUCCUGAAGCUCAUCUGGACUCUUAAAGACCGUUCUGUUCUCCCAUCGUGCUGCUAUACCCCCCCGAGACCACAGCAUCCUAUUUAUGUACACUUCCUUUGUAAAAUGCUGUUGCAUCUUUUUUCAACGGCAGGAUUUUGAUUACAUAGAUACAAAUAUAAAUAUAUAAAUAUAUGUAUGUGUGUAUCUAUGCAUAGACGUUGUUUAUGUGUGGAUAUGCAUGAAUAUUCUUAAAUAUGCAUAUUUUAAAACCUGUGUUUGAUAAAGCAUGACACAAAAGCAGAAUUUUUUUCUGUACUGAGCUGUGCUUUCUGUGAUUAGCAUUUUUAUUUUUAUUAUUAUUAUUAAUUUUGGGGGGUUUUUGCUUGCUACCACUUGAAUAAUUUGUUCCUUCAGACUACUGCUAGGGUUGACUGCAAACGGUUGACUAACUAAGUUAGUUUGCUGUAUUUGCAGAGGUCUUUUGUUUGAAAUAGUUUGGAAAUUUGGGGAAAUACGCAUAUUUGCUUUCUUGCUGAGAGUUACGCCGAGUUGCCAGUUUAUUAGGAACGCCUGGCUGAAACUAAAGCAACGCUGGUACAACAGUUGUGUGUAAAUCCUGCCUUUGUGAAGGUUGUAAUGUUCAGUUUUUGUUCAGGUUUAGAGAGAACUGAUCCUUUUUGGAGGCUGUAGUUUGUGGUGAUGUUGCAGGUGUUUCUAUUAUUUAGUAGUAGUUAGUUUAGUAGUAUUUUUUUAUAGUCUAAAUCAGUGGUUUUCAGCGAGGGGUUCUUGAUUGGGUUGUAGAGAAAAAAGAGAAGAAAUUGGUCGUUUUGAUUGAUUGUACUUUAUUGUGAUCCUAGUUUGAUUAACUAUGAAGACGUAACAAUCUCCAAACCUGGUCUAAAUAACAGAAACACCACGAACUACCUCCUGCAAGCUAGUGUCAACAAAAGGCAGAAUUUAACUACAAAACUGUCAACUGAGCGUAGAUGAGAAGAUCAAUACCGCUCGUAUUUGUAAAGGUUAACAUGAAGCUACAGCUAGCAGCCGGUCGGCUUUGCUUGGGAGUGAAAAGUUAAAACUAAAUCCACCUACCAGCAGCACUGAAGCUCACUAAUUAACAGUUUAUAUCUCAUUUGUUUACUCUGUACAAAAACAAAGUCUAAAAAAAAAACGACGAGUUGUGUUUACAGCGGGGGCUUAACUUUAGCUCGCUCACGCUAACCGUAGCUUCAGGCGGCUGAGCGGUCUCCAUCUUCUCAUCUCCCUCUCUGUAAGAAAGCCAGUGAGCUCGAUUCCCAAGUGUCAGACUACUCCCGUCAUUUUAAGUUCAUCAUUUAUUGCUUAGUUCCUAUUUUUUUUUUUUUUUUUUUUUAAAUUCUGCGGCCAUGGAUUUAGACAUUUUGGUUUUAUGCCUCCUUCGAGGUGCACCUUAGUCUUGCCUUACAAGACAAACGACUUCUACAAUAACUUCCUCUCGUACAUGCAGUACUGUUCUCUUUGUAUGGGUCCAGAAACAUUUUAUAACAUUGAUACACCCUUUAUUCAGCACUUUUACUGAUUCACGUUGGUUUCCAGUGAAAGCGAUUUGAUAUUGACAUUGCAACUUACCGUAGGUCUACUACCAAAACGCCAUCGAGGUUCAUCUUUUAUUAAGUCUGACCCCCCACCCCCCCUUUUUCUAAUGAAUGUUGUUUAACUCCCACUUUAGAGUAUAAAGAAUGUUCGUUUUAGGAUCACUAAAAAUUAAAAGAUGCAUUUGCAACUCAAAACAAUUCAAAAUGUUUACCCGACGAAGAUGGUUGUGUUUUCUGUCUGUCGUCCCUUUGACCAGGAACUAUAUAAUGCAUUGAUGGUUGUAGAGCCUCCAGCACCUGCCCCCCCCCCAGGUUGCUCAAUGACAUACAAAAGCUGGUUCAACUCACAUUUUCACAGAUAUCAUAUUAAUUCCUGAUACUGAAAAUCUGAAUUGAGCCCCUCUGUUUACAAAACCACCGACCCCGUCUCUUCACCUUCUUUGUUUUUGCUUGUAAGAAAAAAAAAAAAUGUUAAAAAAGACUCUUUCUAUGCUACAUUGGUAGCAUUGCAGAUUUUCUAACGGUGUACAUGUGUAUGUACAUAAUGCAUAAAUAUACAGAAUAAAGUUGGCAACAAAGGACCUACGAGGAGGAGGAGGAGAAGAA